Anolis carolinensis (green anole) is the source of this 13073-nucleotide messenger RNA. RefSeq names its product calcium voltage-gated channel auxiliary subunit alpha2delta 2 (gene cacna2d2). The record is from RefSeq and is a predicted model, not a curated record. Bases 3116 to 6226 code for a protein of 1036 amino acids. Gene Ontology annotation, molecular function: voltage-gated calcium channel activity. The transcript has 37 exons. Gene Ontology annotation, cellular component: voltage-gated calcium channel complex. NCBI's taxonomy places the organism in Eukaryota, Metazoa, Chordata, Lepidosauria, Squamata, Anolidae.
UUGGCCUUUAAAAUUGAAAGUCCAAAGUGAUACAUGAUACAUAAGCAUUGAAUGUCUGUCACACAGCUCCCAAGAGGAUAUCAUAGUAGUAAAAUUGAGUUUUCUGUGGCUUAGUGCUGCUGUUUUCUUAAGAAAAAAAAAAAAAAGCCUUGAUGCUAAGACAUGAACAUUUCUGAUGGUUAAUGUUGAGUGUUCUUGGAAAAAUAUGUUAAAGAGAAUAUAAUGUCAGUGUGUCAAUGGCACCCAAGAGGAGGCAACACUAACUAGAAGAGACUUGUAGACGGCAACCCUUUAAUCUUUAAGGGAAGAAAUCAGCCAAGUCUUUGGUAAAAAAGCAAUCCCUUUAUGCAAAGACAUCAGAAGUCCAACAUGACUGGAUUUCUUUGUGUAUAUCUAGGCACUUUGGCUAAUUUCCCCCUAAAAGAAAUGUUGACAUCAGGCAAACUGUACUAGCUGCCUUUUCACUCAAAGAGAAGCAAACAUCUUUCCCCACUUCCAAGAAUGGUUAACUUGAAAGCAGGGUCCAAAAUUAGAAGGGUUUUCAACAGCAUUAACUGUGGUUUCUAAAUUUCCGUUUACUUCUUUUUUCUCCCUUUGGACAGAGUCUGUUGGAAAUAUGUUCAGUAAGCCAAGUAUUUUACCUGCAAAAAUUGGAACAGGUAUGGGAAAAGGCUUUCAACUAGCCCAGAUGAAUCUGGUCUAGAUUUGAGAUUUCUAGCAGUUCCAAGAUAGUCAUAUUUGGGGCAGCACAGGCCUGUUUUAUUGCUGAUUGAAAUAAUGAAAUACCCUUUGACUUGCUCAGUGGCAAAUUUGAACUAAUCCUUCCUAAAGCAAAACCUUAUGGGCUCUAAGACAUGGUGCCUCUGCUUUGCCGUGAUAGAAAAAAGUUUGUUUACAUUUUUGCCAUCUUGCCCUAAUUCUUCUUAUGGAGGAAGGAUACUACAGGAUGAGGUAGGGGCAUUUGUCAGAACAAGGAAUUUUGCAGACCACUUACAUUGGCACAAAGUGAUGCUACUCUGUAUUAGGAAGUGAAAUGUAAUGGGCAGGCCUUAAUAUCAAAAUAAUCUUAAGAUCCAGAUGAGCAAAAUAAGUGCCUUUUGACACAUUAGUGACAGUGACCCAUUUUUAGGUCAAUUGGAGACACAAGUCCUGUAUUUUCUAUAUAUCUAUAUAAGUAUACUGUAGAGAUACAAUGAGAAUAUCUUGAAGGUUCAGAUUAUUUUUUGUGUGUGUUUAGAUUCCUUUCUUUCUAUACCUCGAGUAGACCUUUUAGCCUGGAAAACAAAAAUGUUUGAAAUGAUGCCAUAUUGAUGAUAAAGCCAGCCUGUUUUCUAGUGCUGUCGAGACUGGAACAUGGAGCAACAGAUUGGAGCAAGUACAGGAAAAUAUUAUGUUACUGAAAUCAGCUAUCUGCCACCAGGGGACAGUGUCGGUCUGUUGCCCAGCACACCAAGCUACUUUGAAAGCCAGGAAAAUCAUGACUGGGUUUGAAGGCAAUAGCAGAGGUUUAUUCAACUAGCCAGAUGGAUGGUAGAACAACAUAAUUGCCAAAAGAACUGCCAUACCUCAUACAGAAAGGUGCAGCACAUUUUAUACAGUUUGAAAGCUAUUUAAACUUCUCACUCCCUCUCCUGGUUGGUCAGGAGACAUGUUUCUUAGGAUCUGCCUUCUCGUUGGCUGAGAUAUCCUUCUGACAUCACAGACCAGGGGAGAGAGGAAGAGAGAACAGCUGGGAUCAAAAUCAAAGGUCUGUUGUGUCCGCCUCUGAGGAGUGUGGGCCCCAUUAUCCAGAAUUGAAAGAAUGGGUAUUUAGCACUAAUGGGUGUUGGAAGCUUAGAAUAAUCUCUACACAAAGAGUGAGGCUUGGGAAACUGUAAAGUCAAUCAAGUCUUUGCGGAGUCCUGGGUCCUGGGAAUUGCUGGCAAUCAGUCUCUCACCAGGGAGUGCACUGGAAGAAUCUGUGUUGUUUUUCAAGAUAGGCACAUAAUCCAAAGUCACACAAGCACUAUAUAAUAUAAAUUAUUAUAUUUGAUAACCUUAGGUCUAAUUGAUCUGUCUGUUGUACAGCAGGGGCUCAAUUAUAGAAACAGAAUGGUAACAUAUCGGAGCUGCCAGUUUGAUCAGUGAAAAAGUUAGGAAAAAAGGAAAGAGGCACCCAGAGAGAAAGAGCCGGGUCUGUUUCAUUAAAGAAAUGUAUGAGUCCAUUCAGAUAGAUAGAGAGAUAGAUAGAUAGACAGACAGACAGACAGACAGAUAAUUUAUUUAUUUAAUUUAUUGAUGCAUGUGCACGUGUUUCUUGGUGCUACAGGGUAAGGGAAUUUUAUCUGUUGUAGUCUUCUUCAUGGUGGUUUUUAAAAAGUGUCUGGAUAUCCAUCCAUUGGGAGUGGGUCCCAAUGAUCUGUCUGAGUUGGUAAGGUAUUGCAUUCCUUAAAAAGUUAAAAACCAUAUUUAUGUGGAUUACAGACAUCUGCAGAAUUUAAGUCAGUACUUGCUGAUGCUGUGGGGAGAAGCUACACUGUGGGAUGCCUGAGUUUUAUUUCUGACUUAGCUACAAACAGUCUCUGCCGUAAAGAGUUUGCUAUUCCCUGUACUUUGCAGUGUGCAGAGGUUUCAUUUAUUAAUGUAUGUAAAGCACUCUGAGAUCCUCAGAGGAAAGCAGGGGGGAGAACUGCAUCUGAAAAAGCCUGCUGUGUGCAUAUGAAAUCUGCACUGCGGACCAGAGAGCAAGAUUUUGUGCCAAAUAUGUCUGAACAAAUUCAUACCUCUGAGACAGCACUACACAGUGGGCUAUGAAACGUGUGCUGCCCCCCUGAGGACUCUUAUUUCAUUACACCCUUCAGAGCUACAAAGAAUCAAAAGGCUCAAUGUUUCUUAAGACUACCAUUAAUUGCAGAGCAGGACCACACAAUAUGAGAACCAGCUGCAGAGUAUGAUCUGUUUCUAAGACCUUUAUAAAAGAGUUUUAUUCUGCACCACUCUCUGUAUGUAAUCCAGUUAUAAAAUCCUCAUGGUUGACUCUUGGCAUUGACUGUUAAGAUUGCCAGGUGGCCAGAAUCUUAUAAGCCGAGUCAGAAUUGAGGAAGGGGCAAGCUUGUUUUUUGCUGCUAUAGAUAAUAUGAUAUGGAACAGUGGAAUCAAAUCGCAGGAAAAGAGAUUCCACCAGAACAUUAGGAAGAACAUCCUAAAGAGAUUGGCUGAUGCAGCAGAGAGGUUUCAGAAAGCCCAUCGCUGGCAAGACAACAUCAAGGAAGAAAAUAUUGAAUACUAUGACUCCAAGGCUGAUACAGAAUAUGAUGAUCUAGAUGGAGAAGAAAUUGAAAGAGAUACUUCUAACUCUUUGAAGCUGGAAUUCACAGAUGAUGAAAAUUUUAAAACCAAGGUUAACUACUCUUAUGCUGCUGUGCAGAUACCUACAGACAUCUACAAAGGCUCCACUGUCAUCCUCAAUGAGCUAAACUGGACUGAAGCCUUGGAAGAUGUAUUUGUUGAAAACCGGAAAGAAGACCCAUCAUUGCUAUGGCAGGUCUUCGGAAGUGCCACAGGUGUGACCCGCUUCUACCCAGCCACCCCUUGGAGAGCACCCAAUAAGAUUGACCUGUAUGACGUCCGACGAAGGCCUUGGUAUAUCCAAGGAGCCUCAUCUCCAAAGGACAUGGUUAUCAUCGUGGACGUGAGUGGCAGUGUUAGUGGCCUGACACUGAAGCUGAUGAAGACGUCGGUCUAUGACAUGCUGGACACACUGUCAGAUGAUGACUACGUGAAUGUGGCCUCGUUUAACCAAAAGGCACAGGCCGUAUCCUGCUUCACUCAUUUAGUCCAGGCAAAUAUCCGCAACAAGAAGGUCUUCAAAGAGAAAGUGGAAGUAAUGGAGGCUCGGGGAACCACCGACUACAAGGCAGGCUUUGAGUUUGCCUUUGAACAGCUGCAAAAUUCCAACAUCAGCAGAGCCAAUUGUAACAAGAUGAUCAUGAUGUUCACCGAUGGAGGAGAGGAUCGGGUUCAGGACGUGUUUGAGAAGUAUAACUGGCCCAACAAGACUGUACGAGUGUUCACUUUUUCUGUCGGGCAGCAUAACUAUGAUGUCACUCCCCUGCAGUGGAUGGCUUGUGCUAACAAAGGUUAUUACUUUGAAAUUCCCUCCAUUGGAGCAAUCCGAAUCAAUACACAGGAAUACCUGGAUGUUCUAGGAAGACCCAUGGUCUUAGCAGGAAAGAAGGCAAAACAGGUUCAGUGGACCAAUGCCUAUCAGGAUGCUUUGGGUCUGGGCUUGGUGGUGACGGGCACUUUAGCAGUGUUCAAUCUCACUGAUGAUGGGAGUGGUGAAAAGAAGAAUCAGCUCCUCUUGGGUGUUGUGGGAAUCGAUGUGGCUCUUAAUGACAUCAAGAAGCUGACACCACGAUACAAUUUAGGGGCUAACGGUUAUAUAUAUGCUAUUGAUCUGAAUGGAUAUGUAUUGCUACAUCCAAAUCUACGACCUCAGAUCAUCAAUUUCCAAGAACCUGUCACUCUGGAUUUCCUUGAUGCUGAACUAGAAGAUGAUAACAAAGAGGAUAUUCGAAGAAGAAUGAUUGAUGGAGAGAGAGGGACACGAAACGUCUGGACUUUGGUCAAGUCUCAAGAUGAGAGAUAUCUAGAUAAAGUCCACAGGAUGUAUACCUGGGCACCUAUCAAGAGUACAAACUAUAGCCUAGGUUUAGUCUUGCCACGUUACAGCACCUAUUACAUCCGGGCUAACCUGAGUGACCAGAUUCUCCAGGUGAAGUUACCAAGCAAAUUGAAGGAUUUUGAAUACCUGCUGCCAAACAGCUUUGAGUCCGAGGGACAUGUGUUCAUUGCUCCAAGAGAAUAUUGCAAAGACCUCAACCUGUCGGAUAACAACACUGAAUUCCUGGAAAACUUUAUCGCCCUCAUGGAAAAGGUGACACCUGACUCCAAGCAAUGUGAUAAUUUUCUCCUUCACAACCUUAUCCUGGACACAGGCAUUACCCAACAGUUGGUUGAAAGAGUAUGGAGGGACCAAGACUUAAACACAUAUAGCCUCCUAGCUGUGUUUGUUGCAACUGAUGGUGGCAUUACCCGUGUUUUCCCUAACAAAGCUGCUGAAGAUUGGGAAGAAGACCGGGAACCCUUCAAUGCCAGCUUCUAUCGGCGAAGCCUAGAUAACAAAGGCUAUAUUUUUAAGCCACCUUAUCGGGAUGCCAGCUACAGAGGGCUGGAGCUGGAAAACAAUACAAUUGGAAUCCUUGUUAGCACAGCUGUUGAGCUCAACUUUGGUGAGAGGCACCUGAAACCAGCAGUGGUUGGAGUGAAACUUGACCUGGAAGCCUGGGCAGAAAAAUUUAAAGUCCUUGCAAGUAACCGAACAGAAAGGGAUCAGCUGGGAACACGAAGAUGUGACCCCUCCACUGGCUGUGAGAUGGACUGUGAGGCUAAUUACAAGGAUCUCCUUUGUGUGCUCAUUGAUGACGGGGGAUUUUUGGUGCUCUCCAAUCAGGAGGAUUACUGGAUGCAGGUAGGCAAGUUCUUCAGCGAAGUGGAUGCGCACUUGAUGUCUGCUCUCUUCAACCAUUCAUUUUUCACAAAAAAAGAAUCAUACGACUUCCAAUCUGUCUGUGCCACAGAAGCUCCAAGCAACACAGGAGGAGCACCACGUGGAGUUUAUGUGCCAACAAUGGCAGAUUUUCUGAAUCUAGCCUGGUGGACCUCAGCAGCUGCAUGGUCUCUAUUUCAACAGUUCUUGUAUGGGCUAACCUACAACAGCUGGUUUCAAACAGAAGAUGUCACUGCAGAAGGAAUGGAGUCCAAGGAGACCAGCUGCAUCAUGAAGCAGACCCAGUACUACUUUAGUACACCUAACAAUACUGAUAUCAACUUUAUUGACUGUGGAAAUUGCUCUAGGCUAUUCUAUGCACAAAGACUGGCCAGCACCAAUCUUCUGUUUGUUGUCGCAGAAAAGCCAAUAUGCAGCCAAUGUGAAUCCACCAAGCUUCUUCAAGCAGAGAUUAAGGCUCCGCCGGGAGAUCGCAAUCAAUGUGAGCUAGUAGAAAGGCCACGAUAUCGAAAAGGUCCCCACGUCUGUUUUGACUACAAUGCAACAGAAGACACCUCAGACUGUGGCAGAGGAGCCUCCUUCAGGCCGUCCUUGAGUGUCUUGUUAUCUCUGCAGCUGCUCCUCCUCUACUUGACUGCCAGUUGCCAUCCACUGCCCUCGGCAUCUUGCCUUUGAAACAUCCAUUUAGUCUAGCCCAUCCAUUUUUGUUUUAUGCACCAUCUCCAUCCCCUCCAGACUUGCCAGAGGAGGGCAGCUGCCUACUCUCAUUAGCUCUGGUCACACCUUGGCACGCCCUCAUGAGGACCGUCUCGUUCUUCACUCAGAAGUCCAGAAGCUAUGCUCAUUGUUUGUUUCUCGUUUUCCUCCAUCCUCUCCUUGCCCUUGCACAGCAGGUUGUGCAAACACAAGAGCUCUGGGCAAGACUUGGGGAAGCACGACCCAUCGUGGCCCGCUCCACCUCGUGAACAUCCUUAGGCUUUUAUUCAUUGCGCCUCUUCUCACCCAUCAAGUGUUGGCCAAAUACCAAGAACAGUGGCCUCAUACCGUUUCCCACCCCACCCCCCAUUGAAUCUGUGGAAUUCUGGGAGACCUUUGUCAGUUCCAUCAGGAGAGUUCUCAUGAUUUUCUUGUUGUUAAAAAAAGUAUUCAUUCAACAAUGCUGACAGAUUACUAUUCUGUUUGAAACAAUUUACCUUCCCAUCCCAAACAUGGAAAACAGUGCUGGCAACAACAACGAUGAAAAAUUAUAAUAGAAAAGAAAAAUAUUCUUGCCAAAUUGAUUCUUUAGUCUAGUUAACUUUUCAGCCAAAUCCAGUGGCUUCUCAAACUCAAAGUAAUCCUAGGAUGUCACUGCAGCAUUUCCAUCCCACUCAAUACACUCUGUGCUUUCUGAGGCCUUCAUUGCUGAGUCUCUCAUCAGUUAGAUCCCAUCUCAAAUCAAUUUUUCAAUUAUUAUUUUUAGCCUGAAAUUUUUAAUCUAGAUCUUUCUAAAACAUUUAAUUUUCAAGCAUUUUAGACAGAUAAAUUAUGAUAUUUAUUGUCAGCAACAAAAACACAAAGAAAAAAGUUUUGACUUGAAUUUUAUGGUCAGUAUUAUUUAUUUAAACUCCAAACUAAGAGGAGAUGGAAAGCAAGCAGGGAUGGAAAAAUAUGUGGGCAUACCAUUCUAGGAACACAUUCAUGGUUGGCAGGUACAGUAGCUCUCAUUGUCUUGGGCAAAAUGAACAGCAAGAUAGUCUCGCUCUAGUGGGCAACAAAUAUAGCCCAAACUCAAUAAUCCCUGACUCGUCAUUUAUUUUGCCUGUCCCAAUCCUUAAUGGAUGCAGAUAUGUUUGAAGUCAGUCAAGAAAACAAGACCAUAUAUUCUCAUUCCCAAAUCACUGGAAAGACUACACUAUGAACUUUUUACAGUAUCCUACCUUUGAGGUUGGCCAAUGGUGGAGUUGGCUAAACAAAAAUGACCUCCUUCCUAGUUUACAGUGUCUCAUUUCUAGUAAAAGAUAUUGUACACCAUACUGGCAACAGCAGACUGUGCCAAACCAAACAAGGAAGGUGAUAGCCAAAGGUUUUCUUCCUCGAUGUUGUACAGAAACUGGACGGUAUGCUUAUAGUGCCCUCCAUUUAUCCAGUCUAGGGAUUACAGAGGUGAAUAGAGCACAGCUGAGCCUCAAAAAGGCAAAUAUCCUGCAGACAGCUGAUUCUCUUCAGUGUCAAUGCACUUUAGGAGGGAAGUAUGAAGGUGUUAUAAUAAAGGACAGCUGUCAUUCAGCUGAUACAGAACAGGACAUGUUAAGUGGCUCUGUAGGCACACUUUCCAUGGUUGAAAUUGUUACUGAUGGCAGCAGCCGCACAAUGUGUUGCAAAUUUUAAAAUACAUCACUGCUUAGGACCUUCCUAGGGCAAAUUGCCAGCCUUUGUGCCUACUGCUUGUGCACAUACAGUAAUAAACAUACCUUUCUCAUUUAAUAUGAACUGAGAGGCUUAGUCACAAGACAGUUCUAAAAUCUCUUCAGCUAAAUGUCCCACAUCUUCCAGUGCAUUGCCUCUGCGCUUGGGAGUAGCCAGCAAAAUUGGAAGAAUCUUCUCUCUUUCCUAUGAUGUGAGAGCUGCUACUGAAAAUUCACGUCGGAGCAAUGUGAAGAACUGCAGCAAUGUACGCUAGUAGUUUGACACAGUUUCAUCAAUGGGAAGCAGUUAAUUGCUGUUUCGGUAACUGAUGGUCUUUUGCUGCAGCACAAUAUGAUGUGGUACAACGUACAGUAGCAUGAAAUGUGCACAAUAGUGCACCUCAUUUUGACCUCAUGUGCUCAUUUUCUCAACCAAAAGCCUUUUCCAAUGAACUGAUCCCUGACACACAACUGUUCAUGCGUGUGCUAUGAUUUUCAAUUGCAUUUAUUACCAAGAAAUACAGAAAGCAAAGAUGUCACAGUUGCAUCAAUCUGUAUUUUUCUGAGCAACCAAUUUCAUGAACUAAUUCUAUGAACCAUAGUCUCUGUGGGAAAUUUCUGUAAUCCUGGCUGGGUGUUUCAGUACUAAACCAAAUGUUUGGUGAAAGCGUUCAGGAAGGAAUGAGGUGUACCUGCAUCCUUCUACACUGACAUCUCAACUUGUGUGUGACAAGGACUCUGCUCCACAGCUGUUUCAUUGCAAGACAAAUGGGCAUCAACACAUUUGGUCCAUCUUGCAAAGGUUCAGUGGGUUCAAAAUCGUACCAAAGUAUGCAGUGUAGACUAUCUUCAGAGAUGUUACCUGAAAUAGAAUUUCUGCGAUCCUGGUCUAGUACAGCUUGAAUUGUGAAAACGGGUCACUACUAUACUAAAUAUACUAGUGUGGUGCAUGUCUUGUGCAAAAAAAAAUGUUGAGAGCUGGAAGAAGACCUUUGGAGAACAUAUUGUAGUGCAUUUUCUUCCUUUCCAAUGAUCCUUGUUCUUGAGACCUGGGGAAAACUGGUUUCUUAAAUCUCACAAAAAGCAGCUCCAUUUUAACUUCUCUGUCCACAUGGCCCGAGAUGUAACUGCCAAUUGAAUGCCAUUUGUUUCAAAUCGGUGACUAAAAGGGUCUUGCCUCCCAAGUCUUUCACUAGAUGGUGCAUCUGGUGCUAAGAGUAAUUGUAUUGCUUCAUUGGUCUUGUACAGGUUUUUAGAAGAGUAAAGUGGAACGUUCUAAACAACUCUAACUCUGACAUAACAAUAGAAUACAGUACUGGUAUUUAUAGAAUACAUUCCCAGUACUGAUCAGUUACACUGGUUGUAGAGACACUUCCAGUACCUCACUGGUCAAUGCCAAACUGUGCCAAAUUGUGUGAUUGUUUUGUGAUGUGAGCAACUGUCUGUGGUGUGCUUGGCUGAAAUUCCCCCAGUUCAUUCCACUUCAGUCUGGCUAACACCAUGGCUCUUUUAUGCCACUUGUUCUGUGACUUCAUUUGGCUAGUGCGUUGGAUCAACCAUAUAUCCAUAAGGUGUACCUUCUUAAUAGCUGAUAUUGAGAAGUGGAGAAAGCCCAGGCUUUCCAGGAGAAGGCAAAGGGUCCACAGUACUUGUCUUCUCUACAGAGAGCUUAUUUUGUAUAAAGGCCUUUCCCAUCUUCUUGUGCACCUUGACAGACUGGCAAUACAGGUACUUGGUUCUUGAUCAGAAACGAGAUUGGUUGUUGUGGUAUUUUAUAUCACAUGAUCAUUUAAGAUUAAAUAGCCAUUGUAAUCAAAUUAUUAGUAUUUCACUUUUAAUAAUAAUAAAUUUUAUUUGUUAUCUCAUGGCUCGAGAUGAGAUACCAGAUAAAACACAAUACCAUUAAAAUAUAUAUUAAAAUACAUACUACAAAGAUUAAAACAUGAUACUAAUAGAAUGUAAAUUUAAAAUUCAUAGUUUAAAAUUGACUGGGUAGGCCUGCCAGAAGAGAAAGGUCUUUAAUUGUGUCUUAAAAUUUGACAGCUCAUUUAACUGUCAGAUCUCUUCUGGCAGGUCAUUCCAGUCACUGAGAGCCAACCCAGUCCCUUGAAAGAAAUAGAUAUUACUUUCAAAGUCGAUCACACCCAACGAAGUAUAAUCACAAAUUUUUAAUAAGGAAAUCGUUUGGCAUUCAGAUGUAGCACCAAUAGUGUGAGGCGGGUUAGCCCCACUUCCCCAAAUCCUGAUCAACCAUGAAAGAUUAAACAAAAAAAGUGAGAUGCUUGGCAGACAUUUCUUUAAAUAUCCAGUGUUGGCAGCAAUCAAUUUCCAUUUUAUUUUUGCUGCAAACACAUACCACUUACUAGGGCAGAUUUGUCUUUGCUUCACACCCAUGUUUCAAAGUGGAUGUCUACAUUUGGUUUUAAAAAUCAACUGAUUCAUAGACAUCUACCCAGUUAAGUGUACAAUUCCACAGGGUUAUUUUUAAUAAAGCAGAAUCAGUAUUUUAGAUGUUGAAAAUAAUUAAAGAGGGAGAUGACUAAUUGGCAUUACUGGUUCCAACCAAGCUUCUGCUACAACCAUGUAGAACUGGUUUCCUCUGUGCCCAUCCCAGAGGAUUUCAUGACAAAUCUAAACAAAAUACUUAGGAUCGUGCUUACAUAGGGAUUGAGCACUAAAAUUAUAUACAUUGGUAUACAACCUUGUGCUUUCCACAUCAAAGGUUAUCAUUGGGAGGGCAAAACUGAAAAUGAUUAGGGAGAACAGCUGAUGGAACACUUCAGAUCACUUCUAUUGGGGAUGGACCAGCAGUUUUUUAACAUUACACAAUACAAACUAAACUCCCUCCCUCCCUCCCAGUAACUUGCAGUCUUUCUGAAAAGACAACUAGUUAUGUUUGAACUUUUGCUUUGCAUGUAGGUUACAGAUAUCACUAAAUUCUUCAUAAAUGAUGGUAACAUUUGUUUAGCAGAAGUUGUAGUCCAUUAAAGCUCCAGAGAUUGGACAGAUAAAUUACCUGGUAAAAUGUAUUUACAUCUAGCAUAAAUAUCCCAACGACAGCUCUGUACUUUCCUGGCACUGAGUUCAGUCUCCCUUUCCUUGGGGAGUGAAGGCUCCCGGACAGAGAACACUGGAGACAAGAUGGAAGAUCUCCAGAUAGCCCCACAUCAGGCAGAUCACAGGUUGCAUCGUGGCAGAUUCCCCUCUCUUAGCAAUCAUUCUGAUCACACCUGGACAUCAAAGGGAAUUCAACCUCUGCCAUUCUGAAUCAAGUAAUCAGUCACUAUCAGAGGUUACAGAUGCCAUACUGAUUUCAACUCCUUUCAGCUGUGAUAUUUGUGAAAGUCAUGUUUCGAUACCCCUGAUAAAGGCUGAUAAAGACUAAGGCCAAAAGGGAUUGAGGUGGAAGGUUUCCCUUUGCCAUUAACACACUCCUUUAGUUCAACAAUACUCCUUCCUCGUGUUUGUUUUUCACAAUAAUUACAAGGAAGAAACAAAGGCCUUGUUUUUCUGAGUUUCAGAGCCAAAGAGGGCAAGAUUUGGAUCGUGAGCUAUUCCUAAUAUGAGACAACAAUGUCUUGUUUUUAACUGAAGUGGGUGGUUUUUUUUUUAAAAAAAAAACUGUUUUUAUUUGAUUUUUGUUGGAGGGUAAGUGUUUGUGCAUGAGCUGAUGGCAAUGCUGUAUGUGCAGAUCUGAAGAUGGAAAGCAGUACCUUGGUUAUUCCCCUGCUGAGAUCUUUCAUGUGAAUGUAUAAAUAAGUGUAAAUGGCUGAUAUAGGUAACCACCGGCUGUUUCCAAACUGCUGAUCAAAAAUGUAAAUGAGGGCUGGUAAACCCAUUCCUUGCAAAGUUUGAGUUCUCUCUAAGGUAUCCUUGAGACUGGUCAUAUCAACAGUCAAAACCGCACCUGGUUUAUAAUUACAUACCUCCAGUCUUUCUUCCAGAUAAAUCCACUACAGGCAGAUGGAGACAGUAUUAAGGAGGAGAGAUGGGGAAGGUGACAGCACUGCUUUCUUUCUUUGUCUCUAGAGAGUACAGAACUAGUAGAAAUUGUAGCCUCGUAGAUCAUCAUUACUGAGUCUAUGGUAGUAAAGGAAUGGAAAUAUUUUUCCAAGAUCUUAAAACAAUGAAAGAAGAGAAAGCAAGAGAACCCAAACCAGGAAAGAUUGAAAGAGUACUAACCUGAACUACAUGGAUAUUCUAAGUUAGAUAAGACAUGGUAAUGAGAAAUUUGAACAUCACACUGGUUUCCAGAAUUUUUGAGAAUAGUAAAUGCACUCAAGAGAGUUAAAACUGUGAAGAAAACGGAUCUCUAGGGAAGAAAAGACUUGAUCAAUGUGGGAAGUUUGUGGCUGAAAGGAGCCAGUAAAAUUUAAGGGAGUCAUUCCAAGUUAAGGACAACCCCAUUCUAAUAAGCCUCAGGAAAAAAAUACCUGAUGGCUUCUUAGGCCUUUCCUGUCUGCCAGUUUGUUCUCAAAAUAUGGAAAACAGUUGUAAGACAUAGGUGUAAUUCAAACCUCCCAACAGGCCUAAUCAAUUAAAAAACCCAUUUAAGCAAAAACAAUGUGUUUUGGUAGGACGAUGGGAAAGGGUAAGUCCAUAAGCCUGAUACGGACCUGGAAGUGUGACUCCGGAGCCCAGGGAGCAGGGAGACAAUUCAUUAAUAACGACAAGGUUAAAGGUCAUUUUGCUUGUAGCUUUUUCAGUGUGUGUUUGGUUAUGUCUAUGGGAAAACGUGCUUUGCCCAGAUGGCUGGCUCUGUGUUACCAGGAGUGUGUGUAAAUCUGUAGUCUAGUCAGGUGCUGCUCAUUUGAGAAAAAAAAUUAAAAAAGAAAUAUACAUAACUAUAAAUAUAUAUAUAUUAUAUUUUAAGUUAAAAAACAAAAAGCAAAACAUUGAGAAGCUGUUCUUACAGCUGCUAGGACCUUAUUCCUAUCAUUCCUCAUUUGAAUUUUUUUCUUUCUGAUAAUUCAAACUUUUUUAUUAUUAUUUUAAUUUCUUUUUUUGUACAGAAGAGUUGGAAAAUUUAAAAAAGACUAAAAUCUUUGUAAAAUAUUGUGUGUGUGAUUCCUUGUAAAAUAUUUUCAAAUUGUUUAUUACAGAGGAUCAGUUAUUAAAUAAUGUUCAUAUUUUCA